AUGGAUGACAAGUCUKCUGAUUACAAACGACUGCCUUUAUAUCCAAUAUAUGGUUGGAGGAGAAGAUGGGGUUGUCGUAGAUGUWAUGGAGGUUAUGGUGGUUAUGGUGGCUAUGGUGGCUAUGGUGGCUAUGGUGGCUAUGGAGGUUAUGGAGGUUAUGGAGGUUAUGGAGGUUAUGGAGGUUAUAGAGGUUAUGGUGGUUAUGGUGGCUAUGGUGGACACAGAGGUUAUGGUGGUUACGGUUUCAAUGGUGCCUCUCAUGCCAUGGAGUCGUGGAAAAAAUGGGGACCAACUUAUGGUCGACUCUUAGAGCGUAUGAAUUCAGUAAAUGAAAUUUUUAUUGAUGAGAUAGUAGUCUAUGAUUUGGAGCUAUUGUGGCCAAACAUUUACGAAUAUCUGGAGAAUCUGAUUGUCGGGUUUGCGGUCAUGUUUUUGUUGGUCUAUACAUUUGUCUCAAUUAUUAUGACCGACUCUUUUAUUAUAUUUUUGAACACAACUAACGAUAGAUUUUGGCAAAACAUUCAAAUUAUUAGCGAUAUAUUUCAAUGUAUUAAUCCCGUCUUUAGACUUGUCAAUGAAAAAAUAUUGGAUGAUUACAAGAGAUAUCUGGAUCAUAAAGAUUAUGUACGACUAUUGAAACGAUACGAACGAUUGAAACGGGAUAUCGAGUCCCGAAGCGAACUGGAAAAACGAAAGUUUAAACAAAAAUAUCUGAGACUUCAGCGCCGAUAUUCAAAGUCUAUCGGUGUUAUACUAUAUGAUGAAAAAAAGUUGGACUUAUUGGAGAAGAAGAUGGAAAAAAUCGAUAGAAUCAAGAAUAUGCCGAAAACAUAUGUUUUGGCCAUCAAUGAGGUAAUGGUUGACAACAACAAUACCGACGAUGAUAUGAGUGGCCGACAACAACAACGCGAUAAACAAAUCAAACAACUGGUCGAUGGGAUGCAUGUGUUGAAUAAGACAGCAAUUAUUACUGGAAAGACACACAAAAUUAGUGAUAAUUAG
Oppia nitens is the source of this 1002-nucleotide messenger RNA. RefSeq names its product keratin, type II cytoskeletal 2 epidermal-like. The coding region runs from base 1 to 1002 and encodes 333 amino acids. Lineage: Eukaryota; Metazoa; Arthropoda; Arachnida; Sarcoptiformes; Oppiidae. The record is from RefSeq and is a predicted model, not a curated record. The transcript has 3 exons.